GUCGUUGAUCAGAUCAGAUGUUAUUUUUGAGUGUAUUUGGUCAAGUGUAGCUCAAAAACAUGGCCAGAGGGAUUACAUUGAAUUUGCGAAUAAAAGAAUUGAUUAUUUUAAAAUAUCGAUCAGGCAUUAAACAAGCAACCAUAGCCAAACAGCUGAAUUUAAGCCGAUCGGUAAUUUGCAGAACUAUUAAGCUGUUUCGCCCCAGAAAAUCGUUGGGAGAGGGAUUUACUAGCCAGGAGACCGUCUAAAAAACCCUUUAUUUCCAAGAAAAAUCGGACCACACGUCAAUUUGCUUACGAU
This is a messenger RNA of Acanthoscelides obtectus, 300 nucleotides long. Lineage: Eukaryota; Metazoa; Arthropoda; Insecta; Coleoptera; Chrysomelidae. The record is from the annotation of a GenBank genome assembly.